AUGGCGCACGGCAGGAUCUCCCGACUCUCGGUCCAUGACGUGCGCUUUCCUACGUCGCUAAGUGGUCACGGCUCCGACGCCAUGCACACAGACCCUGACUACUCGGCUGCCUAUGUCAUCAUAGAGACUGAUGCAGAAGAUGGACUCAAGGGCUAUGGCAUUACUUUCACUCUGGGGAAGGGCACUGAAGUUGUUGUCUGUGCUGUGAAUGCUCUUGCCCAACAAGUGCUUCACAAGGAUCUCAGUGACAUUGUUGGGGACUUCAGAGGCUUCUACAGACAGCUCACAAGUGAUGGGCAGCUCAGAUGGCUUGGUCCAGAGAAAGGUGUAGUGCAUCUGGCCACGGCAGCCAUUCUGAAUGCUGUGUGGGACCUGUGGGCAAAGCAGGAAGGAAAGCCUUUAUGGAAGCUACUUGUGGACAUGGAUCCACAGAUGCUGCUGUCCUGCAUUGAUUUCAGAUACAUCACUGACGUCUUGACAGAAAAGGAUGCCUAUGAAAUACUGAAGAAAGGUCAACUUGGUAAAAAAGAAAGAGAAGAACAAAUGCUGAGACAUGGUUACCCUGCCUACACCACAUCAUGUGCCUGGUUGGGGUACUCAGACAGUACACUGAAGCAGCUCUGUGCAGCAGCACUGAAAGACGGUUGGACCAGGUUUAAAGUAAAAGUUGGGGCUGAUCUGCAAGAUGACAUACGAAGAUGCCGUCUCCUGAGGGACAUGAUUGGACCAGAGAAGACUUUGAUGAUGGAUGCCAACCAGUGUUGGGAUGUGCCUGAGGCAGUGGAGUGGAUGGCAAAACUGGCUGAAUUCAAGCCAUUGUGGAUUGAGGAGCCCACAUCCCCUGAUGACAUCCUGGGACAUGCAGCUAUUUCCAAGGCAUUGGCCCCAUUAGGAAUUGGCGUUGCCACAGGAGAACAGUGCCACAAUAGAGUGAUAUUUAAGCAACUCCUACAAGCAAAUGCCCUGCAGUUUCUCCAGAUUGACAGCUGCAGACUAGGCAGUGUCAAUGAAAAUCUCUCAGUAUUACUGAUGGCGAAAAAGUUUGGAAUCCCUGUUUGCCCCCAUGCUGGUGGAGUUGGACUUUGUGAACUGGUACAGCACUUGAUUAUAUUUGACUACAUAUCAGUCUCUGCCAGUCUUCAAAACAGGAUGUGUGAGUAUGUUGACCACCUGCAUGAACAUUUUAAGUAUCCUGUGGUAAUCAAGCAUGCUUCCUAUCUGCCUCCCAAGGAUGCAGGCUACUCAACAGAAAUGAAGGAGGAAUCUGUAAAGAAACACCAAUACCCAGAUGGAGAAGUCUGGAAGAAACUCCUUGUUGCUCAAGAUUUAUGUGUUCAACCCUAACAUUUUUUUUCUGAAGUGGAAAUGGUUAAAAUUCUGGAAUUUUAUAAAAAUAGAAGAAAAAUCAAGUCUAGCUGCGGGCCAUACUCACCUUAGGAAUCAGCUGUCAUCAUGGUUGAUGGUCAACAUCAACUUUUUUUUUUAUUUAGUUAUAAAGCAAAUGAACCUAACCCAAAGCCUAGGAAGAUGAUCAAUCUCUGUCAAGUGCUAGAUAUUAACAUAUAAUUUGAAAACAAGCAAUGUUUCAUAAAUUUUUGUAAUAAUUCCUCAUUUUAACACUUUUCAUAAAUCAGAAUAAAACUGGUUCUACAUCCUGUGAGGGAUCUGAUAAAGCAACAACCAGGCUUCACUCAUUUGUCCUGAAAUGCUUUAACAUCCCAUCUGCUCUCAGUCUAAGCAUUUUAGGGAAU
This is a messenger RNA of Cricetulus griseus (Chinese hamster), 1751 nucleotides long. NCBI's taxonomy places the organism in Eukaryota, Metazoa, Chordata, Mammalia, Rodentia, Cricetidae. The record is from RefSeq and is a predicted model, not a curated record.